AGUGGCGGCGCCCAGUGGCGGCCGCCGCCUGCCGGGUGAGCCGCGGCGGCAGGGCCCGGGCGAGCCGGGCUGCGGCGUCCUGUCUUGGCGGGCACGGAGGCUGCCGCUACCUCCCCAAGGAGGAGACCACAACAUACCUGCAGAGCUGUGGCUUCUUCUUCUCCAAGCUCUGCCAAAGGUAUGUGCUGUUACGUAGCACUUGCAUAUGAAGAGAAAAAGGAGUGGAAGACACUAUCAGAGGUUCCUGUCCUUCUAAACUGGGCUUGAAGAAUUCAGCCAACUGACAGAUACAUAAACAAAAUCCAGACGUGAGACAGGCAAGUUCCUCUGCCACAAUGAACUCUGAACAAGAAGAAAUAGAUGUUGCAAAAACUUUUGUUAAUGGUCUGAGCAGCAAUGGGCAAGAAAAAGCUGUUGACGUCCCUUUAUGUACACGCUCUAUUUCUGCCGUUAAAAUAAUCCCUGUGAAGAAAGUGAAAAGUUCUCCUCACCUAGUGCUGCCUACAGGAACGGAUCCCACGAAAGUCUGCAGCGGAAAAGGAGCUGUGACCCUCCGGGCAUCUCCAGCCUGUGAAGAGAAUCAGAAUGUCACUUCCCCAUGUCCUCAGGAUGUUGAGCGACCUGAAAGUCUGGAGCCAGAGAACCCAGAAGCAGAUGAUUGGAGGUCAUCAGCUAAUACUGAUGCCAAUGGGGAUGCUCAGCCAUCUUCUCUGGCUGCCAAGGGUUACAGGAGUGUGCGUCCAAACCUUUCCUCAGACGGCAAGCCACAGGAUGCCACUGCCACUACCACAGCUCAGCCUGGGGUUAUAGUAGUCCCCCUCCUCCAGGUUAAUCCAGACAGACAGCACGAAGGCAGCUCCAGCACUCCACCACCACCUCUGGUUCCUUUUGGGCAAAGCUCCGUAUUCCCUGAGACUGUUUCUCCUCGGUCACCCUUGACUUUUCCAACUCUAGAUGAUUUCAUUCCCCCACAUCUCCAAAGAGGUUUCCAUCAUAGCCAAGCACCUUCCACAUCUGCUACAUUACCCUCUGUUUACCCAAAACUGCCAUUCUUCUCGUCACCACCUUCACUUGUCCCUCCAGUCACAGAGGCUUUGCACAGAGGCUUGAAGCCUGAAAUCACUGGAGUCAUCUCACACACAGACCCAGGUCCUGUACUAAAUGAAGUGUCUCAGCCUGGCUCUGGCACCGACUGUUCAACCUCCUUUACUUCCAUCAACAAGUCGUCCUCUGCCUAUCCUUCUACCACGAUCGUCAAUCCCACUAUUGUCCUCUUGCAGCACAAUCGAGAACAGCAAAAAAGGCUUAGUAGCCUGGCAGAUUCAGUGCCAGACAGACUAGUUUCUGAUAAAGUCGAUUCAGUGCUCAUACAGGACAAGCCAGCUCAGGAGACAGUGCCAAGUGAGAAGAGAGGAAUGGAAGAGAAGAGAAGCAUUGUCAAGAGCCCUCAGCAUGUGAUUGACACCUCCAUCGAUGAUAUUGGCAUUCCAUUGAGGAAUACAGACAGAUCAAAGGACUGGUACAAGACAAUGUUCAAACAGAUCCACAAGAUAAAUAGAGACACUCCUGAAGAAAACCCUUAUUGCCCUACCUACACAUUUCCUGAACUUCCUGAAAUCCAGCAAAAAAUUGAAGAAGACAAUCCUUAUUCUCCUACAUACCAGUUUCCUGCGUCCACUCCUAGUCCUAUCUCUGAAGAUGAAGAUUCUGAUUCAUACUCUCCUCGUUAUUCCUAUUCUGAGGACAGCCGAACUCAGCUUUCUGUUCCCCGCUCCAAGAGUGAGAUGGACAAUAUUGAUUCAGAGAAGGCUGUUAAGAGGUCUGCCACUUUGCCACUGCCAAACCGUGCUUCAUCACGGAAAUCAAGCCCAGAAAGGACUGACUGGGAGCCUCCAGACAAGAAGGUGGACACCAGAAAAUACCGUGCAGAGCCCAGAAGCAUUUAUGACUAUCAGCCAGGAAAGUCCUCUGUUCUAAACAAUGAAAAGAUGACUCGGGAUAUAAGCCCAGAAGAGAUAGAUUUAAAGAAUGAACCUUGGUAUAAAUUCUUUUCGGAAUUGGAGUUUGGGAAACCGCCAUUUGUUCACAUGCCUCCAAAAAAGAUUUGGGAUUAUACUCCUGGAGAUUGCUCUAUCCUUACUAGAGAGGAUAGAAAGACUGAUCUAGAAAAAGACCUCUACCUCUACCAGACUGAGUUAGAGGCAGAUUUAGAAAAAAUGGAGAAGCUUUAUAAAGCACCACAUAAAAAGCCACAGAAGAAUACAGCAGGUGUUACUCCUUUGGAAACUUCCACAGACCAGUCUGCCUACUCCACAUAUUCACCCAACUACCAUGCAGUGAAGAGAGAGUCAGAACCAGCACCAGGAGACCCUGCUGGCUUGGAGAAUGAAAGACAUAUUUACAAGAGUGUGCUGGAAGGUGGAGAUAUCCCGUUCCAGGGGCUGAGUGGUCUCAAGCGACCUUCUAGCUCUGCCUCCACAAAAGUGGAUCGUAAAGGUGGGAAUGCUCAUAUGACUGCUCCCUCUUCAGUUAACAGCCGAACCCUUAACGCUAGUCAUGCUGGUAUGUUAGGUCACGCAUGUAAACAUAAGAAGCCCUUAUCAGCUGCAAAAGCCUGCAUUACUGAAAUCCUCCCUUCUAAAUUCAAACCAAAACUAGCUGCUCCAGCUGCUCUUGUGCAGGACAAGAAGGGUAUCUUGCUGUCUCAUGAGAAGGCUCAAAGCUGCGAAAACCUUCGUAGCUCCAUUGCCUUGUUUGGUAAUAAAAAGGCUUUGAUGGUAGACAUAGGGGAAAGCAUAGAAAACAUGUUGAUGAAAUCGAAGCAAGAGUAUGCAGUCAAAUCUGGCAGCACCAUGAGCUUGCAGGAGUAUGGCAUCAACUCUAGGAAAGGCUACCUGUUCCCUGCUUCCAGGAAGAGCGGGAUGGAAUUUACAAUGCUGUAUAAAGACAUGCACCAGAUCAACCGGUCCAGGAUCCAUCUGGGUGCAGCCUCGUCCUGCAGUGUGAGGGAUAUUGCAUCUCAGUUUGAGAAUGAAGCAAAGGACAGGAUGGAGCCCAGCCUUAAUCAUGAGGAUUCAGAGCAAAUUCCUAAACACACUGUUUCCUCCCGUAUCAGUGCCUUUGAGCAGCUGAUCCAGAGGUCUCGUUCAAUGCCAUCACUUGACUUUUCCACUGGACAAAACAAAUUCACCACUUUUCUCCAGCCUAAAACUUGUCUGAGUUCUGCCUACUCUGCAGAGUUUCUUCUGGAUUUGCCAAAAGCGCACCAAGAAGAGAAGGAUGCAGCCAGCUUGGCAGAUAAGUCCUGCAAUUCCUGCACUAACAUGGAGGACACAGCUUCAGAUGUCAGUGAUGCCAUCGCUAUGGACACACUUUCAGCUUGCACAGAUGAGAUAGAUCUUCUCUCCAAUGCAUCCAAUGACAGUGGCAGCAGCAACAGCAACCUCAAUGGGCCUCAAAAACAUAAAAUCAACAGAUGUAAAGGCACAUGCCCAGCUUCCUACACCAGGUUCACUACCAUCCGAAGGCAUGAGCAGCAGCAGGCCUCCAGAAACCCUGACUCUAAAGGAGAUGCCUAUGGGGACAGACAUAUGCUCCCCAGAAAUGUCUACCUAAUGAGCCCGCUCCCUUUCCGAUUGAAAAAGCCCUUCCAAAACAAAUCCUGCAGGACUCCACCCCUAGACUGCCCAGGAGGUCCAGCAGUGCCCAGUCUUGAGAACCCAGACGACCCCAUACAGCUACAGGAGAGUGUAGGACACAAGAGCCACCACUUCCAGCACCAGCUGUACUCCAGAAGCAGGCCUCUAGCCCCCAGGCGCCUGUCUUCCUUUGACAUUGUGGAGAGGCUUAGCUACUUCCCCACCAUGGGAUCUAGCCAAGAUAGCUUCACGGGCCGGGCUGGCACUCCUGACUCCUUAAACAAUGGGAACCCUGUUCCAUAUGCCCUCUGUCACAGCCUGGAUACAAACAACAACCCGCAAAGUGAACUUGGGACGUACCUAGGAGAUUCAGAAUCACCAAGGCAUUUUGCACCAGCUGAUUACAUGGAAACUCCAGAAGAAAUUAUCCGCAGAAGGCAUGAUGAUAAAGAGAAACUUUUAGAGGACCAGAGACGGAUUAAACGUGAGCAAGAAGAAGCUGAUAUUGCAGCUAGAAGGCACACAGGGGUUAUUCCAACGCACCAUCAGUUUAUCACUAAUGAGCGAUUUGGGGACCUGCUAAAUGUAGACGAUACAGCAAAGAGGAAAUCUGGGUCAGAGAUGAGACCUGCUAGAGCCAAGUUUGACUUUAAAGCACAGACGCUAAAGGAACUUCCUCUGCAAAAAGGAGAUAUUGUUUACAUUUACAAGCAAAUUGACCAGAACUGGUAUGAAGGUGAACACCAUGGCAGAGUUGGCAUCUUCCCACGGUCAUAUAUAGAGCUUCUCCCACCAGCUGAGAAAGCUCAACCCAAAAAGCAAUCCCCAUUGCAAGUAUUGGAAUAUGGAGAUGCUAUUGCUAAGUUCAACUUCAAUGGGGAUACCCAAGUGGAAAUGUCCUUCAGAAAGGGUGAAAGGAUUACGUUGAUUCGGCGAGUGGAUGAGAACUGGUAUGAAGGAAAAAUCUCUGGCACCAAUCGCCAAGGCAUCUUCCCUGUCACUUAUGUGGAGGUGCUCAAACGGCCAGUGGUCAAGAACGCCAUUGACUACCCUGAUCCACCAAUGUCUCUCUCCCCUAACCGCAGCGUGACGGCAUCACCACAGUCUCCCAGCUCUGAGCUGCUCCAUACACCAACUCCUCCGCCUUUGCCUUUCGCACGCCGCACCUUAUCUCCAGAGGUGCAGGCAGUCACAACUGAGUGGAUUGCUCUGACUGUGGGAGUGUCUCCUAGCACCACUCCUACCAUAACUCCUCCAUUGCCUCCUCCGCCUGAAGCCUCUCUCCCUCACUCUGACUAUCUCUCGCCUUCCACUGCAGCCAGCCCUACCCCCACUGUCAGCCUCCAGCAUUCCAACCUCUCUGGCUCCUCAACUCCCAGGUCCAUUAAAUCCCCAUUGCCCUCUUACUCAUCCAGACCUCAGUCCUCCACUCGCAGUUUCUAUCAGGCUACUCCACAAAGUCAAGAAAAGUUUGUUGGCUCUCUUUCUCCCAGCAUUAGCUACUCUAGCUCCCCUCGCUGGGCAGCAGAGAGCCCGGAAAGCAUCCUCGCAGAGCAGCAUGACACCACUGGCAGCCAAGCCUGGCUCCAAAAGACCAGAGAGGGAAGCAGCAACCCCGACCAGGGUUCUCGUACUGUUCCCAAGAUCUCUGUUGAGCGCUGCCUGAAACCAUCCCAACUAGACAUGCGUGUUAACCCAGAAAAAAGACCUAUGGGUUCCUCUGAGGACAACCAGUUGUGUCAGGAGCUAAUGGCUAUUGUGCAGGGAGGUAAAACAGAGAAAAGAGGCAUCAGGAAAGGUGAUCUGGGAAAGUUUCAAAGCGGGGAAAAGAAGACUGCAGAUUCAAAUGCAUUCUCUUCAUCUGCUCCUCUCUCUUCCUCUGCCCUCUCUUCCUGUACUGUCACAACACAGCCACCUCCCAGACUUACACACAGAGUCAAUAAGUCACAGGAAGCUGUUUGCAGUGAGAUCAUAAACAUUGCAGAAAAAUCUGUUCAUUACUGCAGUGCUAUUUCUCAGCCUCUUGACUCUCGACACAAGGUGACCUCUAAUGACCAUAAACCAUCUCUCAUCAUUUCUCAGCAACCUCAAGCACAGCAGCAAGGAGCCAGCCCUGACAGAAGUCAAACACCACGAGACAUAGUUAGCUACCAAGCCCUCUACAGCUAUACUCCUCAGAACGAUGAUGAGCUGGAACUGAGGGAUGGUGACAUUGUUGAUGUCAUGGAGAAAUGUGACGAUGGCUGGUUUGUGGGUACAUCCAGGAGAACAAGGCAAUUUGGCACCUUCCCAGGCAACUACGUGAAGCUGCUGUACCUGUAAAAUAACAGUGAUCUCACCAUGGCAGUGAUGGGGUUGGUUUCCAGAUGGCGUUUUUAACAGUGAAGAAACAGAUAAUUUAUGAAUGUAAUAGAGAAGAGAUGAGAUGUGUUAGGAGGAUGUGGUUAUGUGGUACAGUAUUGAGUUGAAUGUGUAGCCCUGCUUACACAGUUUCAGGGUGUGAUUUGUUUGCUGAAAAAGAGACAGCUUUUAGUUUACAGUGCUGCCUUUGCAUAUUCCUCUCCCCUCCCCAGCAAGAGUUCUGGUAAUAAUCUUAAUUUGUAUGGAGUACUUACCUCUGAGAAGGCUUCAGGGAAGCAUACUGUAUAGGUUUUGUUUGUGUGUUAAGAUAGGAUAGUGCUUUGGGGCAGUAGGCAGCCUUGCAGUGGCUCCUUUUCACUGGCAAGGUUCAGUGAGGCCAAGCUUUCUGCCUGAUUUUUGCCUCACUGAAGGUUCACUUUGCUCUGCCCUACACAUCUGUAGAAAACCCUUCCUUCAUGUCAUGCACUUUUCAGACCCAGCAGAGGACAGCUCUGGAGAAGGAUUUGGGCACUGGUGGUUUAAUCCAGAGAGGUCAGCCAAAGCAUAAUGCAAAUGUGCAAAAAUCCCAAACUCUUUAAUAACACAUUACCAAUCUCUGCAGGGUUUUUUUCUUUUGUGCAGGGGGUGUGUGUGUGUGAGUGUACUGUGUGCAGCAAAACAGACGGCGUCCUGUUUUUAAAGAGAAAUCAGCCUGGCUUUGACAUUUAUCUGCACAAAGAAUAGAACCAAUAAACAAAACAUUUGUGAGAGCAAAUCCUGAUUGAGUCCUAUGGCUGUUCACUUCUCUGCUCCUCCUGCCCUAUUGCUGGCCCUAAAGGAUCACACACUUUUCAAAGUAUUCUCUUUGGGAUGAAGAUUUUGCUUCUUUCCCUGCAUUGCAUACUAGAGGCUCUGAUGAAUCUGAGCAAUGCAUCACUGAGGGUGCCUUUUAUUUUCUUUUUGGUUGCAGUGUUGAUGAUAGGUCUCAAAUAAGUACAUGCAUUUUGGCUGCCUUUUAGUCAGACAAAAAAGUCUAAUCAAUGUGGAGAGCUGUUCCCAGCAGUUGUUAACAAUUACAUAGAUUCUUAUUUCCUUGAGGAAAAAAAAACCAAAAACACAAACAAACAAAACAUGGCUUGGCUCUAUGCGUGCCUGUAAAUUCACUAUGAAUACCUUUUGAUACACAUUUUGUUAUUAAGAAAAAGCAUAAAAAAAAUGGUUCUAUCAGACUCUGCUUCCUACAGUUACCAUACAAAUAGCAAAAGAUUAGAUUGCUAUUUUGUCAUAAGCCGUAUUUAAUAUUAUAAAAAUGCCUAUUUUUAUGCUGAUGCUUUUAUACAGAUUUGUUAAGAGUAACUACAACUAACUGUUAGCACGACUUGCAAUGUUUUGAUAAACUAGCCAUGCUCCUGGGUUUGCAAUCAAGUAGGCUCAUCUUCUGUCUAGGUCAGCAGAAGAGAAGACUUGGUGUCUCAGAAGUUUGACUGUAAAUAUGUAUAUUUAACUUUGUACAGACAAUGUACUUACCUUGUAUAGAAAAAUAAUUUAAACAUAUUGAGUGAAGGGAGAAAAACAAAAGGCAGAUGUGAAAGGUUGGGAUUUUUUUCCACUUUUAUUUAAAUGAUGGAAUUCCUUGUAUGUUCACAUAAAGAGAUUUAGCACAAACUAUGUUAUGAAAGGGUUUCAGAUACUACAUAAAGCACCACUGUUUCUUUUCUGCAGGAGAUACCUUUAAUCUUGCAUCUUAUGGGUUUGUUUUUUCUGCUUUGGGUUUGCCCUCCAGUUAUUUGCAGCAAUAUUUAGGUCUGUUGGUAAGACUGGAUAACACCAAAUUAAUUUAUCCAGCAAAGUAACGUGAUACUUACUGUAUAUAACAUACUCAUUUAAAGGUUUCUCUUUUUGUUCUUGUGCUUGCCAUUUUAAGUCACACACACACACACACACACACAUACAAACUGCAACUUAUUUUUGUGUUGAUUUUUUCUCUGUCUUAUUGCGGUGGAUGACUAUUUGGCAAUUAAUAAAUGGAAUUAUUGAAUUACUAUUGUGUUCCUUGUACAAAUUAUUAAAUAAAAUCUAUUGUCACUA
Messenger RNA from Pogoniulus pusillus (Red-fronted tinkerbird), 8066 nucleotides. It is a transcript of the gene SORBS1, whose product is annotated as sorbin and SH3 domain containing 1. The transcript is spliced from 37 exons. Gene Ontology annotation, cellular component: nucleus; cytoplasm; cell-substrate junction. The record is from RefSeq and is a predicted model, not a curated record. Lineage: Eukaryota; Metazoa; Chordata; Aves; Piciformes; Lybiidae. Gene Ontology annotation, molecular function: protein binding. The coding region runs from base 336 to 5960 and encodes 1874 amino acids. Gene Ontology annotation, biological process: cell-substrate adhesion.